AUGACUGACGACAACAGACCCCGCACCCCGACCGAAGAAGAGAUUGCCGCCGUCCUCGCCGACGCCCGCGCCAACGACCCCAGCGGCUAUUCCUACUCAGCCUAUUACUACUCCGGCAUCAGCGAUGAGCCCGAAGCCGAAGCUAAUACGCGCGCUAGAGGUCCCUCAGAUCCAGUAGCUAUCCCCAAUAAUCUUCCCGAUAUCUUUCAUGCGCCUGAGGAUUUUGAGGGCGGGGAUGUAGCGAUGUACCAUCACACGGAAGACAACACAUGGCGGGCCUACCCGCCUGCGGGAGAAGCGGAUAUCACGGAGCUACCGGAACUUGAAAGGGUAUCUGGGGAGUUGCCUGAGGUGACCAUGAGGAGGAAAAGAGAUCGCUUGAGAGCACGGGGAAUCAGAAUAAUCAAGAGAGUGAAGCAUCGGAACGUUGUGCCGGAAGGGGCGCCUCCGAAGGUGAGUACGUUAAGAAGAAUCGGGAGGAGGUUGACGAUGCGUAGUUUGAAGUUAGAUGGUGGUCUUGAGUGGAACUAG
Messenger RNA from Morchella sextelata, 531 nucleotides. RefSeq lists its product as uncharacterized. The record is from RefSeq and is a predicted model, not a curated record. The coding region runs from base 1 to 531 and encodes 176 amino acids. The transcript has a single exon. Lineage: Eukaryota; Fungi; Ascomycota; Pezizomycetes; Pezizales; Morchellaceae.